Messenger RNA from Daldinia caldariorum, 1093 nucleotides. RefSeq names its product dynein light chain type 1-domain-containing protein. The record is from RefSeq and is a predicted model, not a curated record. Lineage: Eukaryota; Fungi; Ascomycota; Sordariomycetes; Xylariales; Hypoxylaceae. The transcript has 7 exons. Gene Ontology annotation, biological process: microtubule-based process; cilium assembly. Gene Ontology annotation, cellular component: cytoplasmic dynein complex. Gene Ontology annotation, molecular function: dynein light intermediate chain binding; dynein intermediate chain binding. The coding region runs from base 420 to 725 and encodes 101 amino acids.
GUGGUUCGUUGUAUCGGUAUCGGCCAAUGAGAGGAAUAAUUACGACCGGAGUACAUAAUUAAUUUUUUGAGUUAGGUACAGGGGCCGGAGGGGACCAAUGAUGAAUUGAAUUGAAUUGAUAGCUACAACAAGUCUACACAGUACAAUACGUGCCGACCUCUCAAGUCGCCAAACACGCGACAAUUGGGCAUAAACCAACCCACUUUGCAACGCAUUCAACAACCUUAACUCUAACACAAUACGGUCUUAUCGCGAAGCUUGUACCGUCGCGACUUUCUUUUUUUCUUCUUUUUCUUCUUUUUCUGUAAGACAAGUACACGAAUAUAUCAUUCCAUCUUUCUUACCAUUAAGCUCGGGCUUCAAGCUUAGACUCGCGAAGUUACUACAAAGUCGAUACUAUUCCCUACAAGUUUAAUACAAUGGCUGAACAACAGUCACCCCCUCCGGCCGGCACCCGCGAUAAACUCGAAGCCCAAAUCAAGUCUGCAGAUAUGACGGAGGAUAUGCAGCAAGAAGCGAUCGAUGUUGCUCAGGAAGCCAUGGGCAAGUACACCAUCGAGAAGGACAUUGCACAACACAUCAAGCGUACCUUCGACGAUCGAAAGGGUCCGACUUGGCACUGCAUCGUAGGAAGAAACUUCGGCAGUUUUGUCACUCACGAAACGAAGCAUUUUAUCUACUUCUACCUAGGACACUGCGCCAUCCUGCUGUUCAAGACGCAGUAGAGUAGCGGCUUGUAGUUUAAGACACUAACUCUUGCUCGGGUUCUAAGCUCGUGGUGGCGCUGGCGUUCGUGUUGACUUUUUUUAAUAUCAAGACAAUUCCGAGGACACGAAUCAUAUGAUAACGCAUACCCUAAUCGUGAUAAUAUGAUCGCCGCUUCGAUACUGGGUCACUGCGUAUCGUCAUCCAUAAAAUACUUUUCAUAGGAGAAUAAUAUGAAUACGCAACAUGAAGAACAUGCGAUACAAAGUACCUGGUCUAUACCACAACUUGAUAUAAUUCAUAAGAUAUGUCAGAAUGCUGUCGACUUGUGCAGGCCUCGAUCUAGAAACCUAUAUCGAUUACAGCUAUUAUCAGGAUCAACUUUCUA